Ceratitis capitata (Mediterranean fruit fly) is the source of this 4861-nucleotide messenger RNA. Its product is annotated as PR domain zinc finger protein 2. Bases 659 to 4384 code for a protein of 1241 amino acids. The transcript has 3 exons. Gene Ontology annotation, molecular function: RNA polymerase II cis-regulatory region sequence-specific DNA binding; DNA-binding transcription factor activity. NCBI's taxonomy places the organism in Eukaryota, Metazoa, Arthropoda, Insecta, Diptera, Tephritidae. Gene Ontology annotation, biological process: regulation of transcription by RNA polymerase II. The record is from RefSeq and is a predicted model, not a curated record.
AGUGCGCACCUGAACGUAAAUAAGGAAUACUUCGCACAAACACGUGUGUAUACAAUAGCAAAUUUAGUUAUUUUUUAUGUAAUUUUCCUUUUUAUGCUUUAUUCGGUUUCAUAAAUUUAUUUAUUUCCGCCCAAAUUACUACGUAUACAACCCUACAUACACUAUUCAUUCCAUGGAGAUCAUUCAUUCAUUCCAAAUGCCAAAAUCUUUUGACAUUUUACGUUCCACAAAUUCAUUCAAUCGCUUAACGGCGGUCCGCUUAUGCAGCAGUCGUCUCGCUUACACACGCCUUGCGUGAAGGUACAAAACAAAGGUUUGCAAAAAAUUUCAAUAAAAGCAGUGUUGAACUCUUUGCGCAAAUGAGCUGCGCAGCGCGCCAGCGAAGAGGGUGCGAAACAAAGUGUAUAACAACAAAGCAACAACAAAGAGUAGUCGAAGGCAAAAAGUUGACAGCUUUGUGGAAAAGAAGCGGCGUCAGUAGAAUUUAUUGCUGUGUGAGAGAAAUUUAUAUGGUGCGCUUGAAUUGUUUAUAAAUUUCUUAAAAUUGAAUUUAAAUAAUAUUGAAAAUAUAUGCAAUUAAUAUUUAAUGUUAAUAUAAGAGUUGGCGUUUAGUGUUUGUUAGCGGCUACGUACGAGUGUGUGUUAAAUACGUAUUAACAUGAUGAUCAACACACUGCUAGAGCAUGUUCCCAUAAAACUGGAAGCACCGGAUAAUGGCGACGACGGAGGCGCAGAAAACAAUAGCAAACAGAAAAACAAAAAUGUGCAAACGAAUGGUAAGAAUGUAGUCGCUGAAGAAGAUGAGGAGGAGAGCAGUGAGGGUGAGGAUGACGAUGAAGAUGAAGAUUCUGACGAGGAUGACUCGGAUACGGAUCUUCCAGAUGACGAUGAAGAGGAGACACAACUUCCGAUUAGCAGCGAUGAGGAAGCAGAACUGGAGGCACAACGUAUACGAUUUCAUGAAUUAAUAGAAAAAACCUUGCAUUUACCAACUGUUUCAAAAAAUGGUAGGAGGAGUGGUGACAAAAAGGGCAAUGUCCUAAAAAAGCUUCGUGGUCGUAGUGUCUCAAGUUGUGCUAGUGUUAGUAGUAAAACAUCAAUUGCUUCCUGCUCUUCCGCCUCGACAUUUACGGAAAAUAAUCAUGUUAAGCGCACUGAAGAUGAUAAACAAAAACAGAGUGCCAAGUUUCAGAAGACGGUUGCUUGUAGAAAUGUUGAGAAAGCAAUGAGUACCACUGAAUCUGAAGCGGAACAUGAAGAUGGCGCCUCGACAAAUAAACGCUCGCUUAGAAGCCGUGUACCUUCCACUUGUUCCGUAGCAUCAUCGCUAGUCACGCCAUCCUGCCAAACCGAAUCUUGCGGCAAUAUUUACGUGUACGAGGACCAACAAAAGCUAAUAUUCAGUUGCAGCUUUUGCGAAUUACGUUAUUGCGAUUUAACUAAAUUCGGAACGCACUUGCAUGAUAUUCAUAAAUUGUUUCGUGAAAAAGAGGACACGACCUUGCCAACUCCCGCGCGUAAAAGUCCACGCACACAAUCGAAGCAACAGGCAGAAAGUAAAGCGCAAGCGCAGGACAACAUACUUAAUGUGGUAGUAAAGACAGAAGUGGUGGAGGAUGAUGAUACUUCAAGUGCGCAUUCAAUGUCACCAAUACCUGUAGAUGCAACAAUUGAAUCUUGUGGGAAUGUGUUUAUUUUAAAUGACAAAAAACUUUUCCUAAUUUGUGGACACUGCGAAUGCAAAUAUGCAACAUUGGAUUUGUUUCAUAAACAUUUGCGGCAGCAACAUCAGUUUUUCACAGGGCCAGUAAAAGAAAUAAAUGUGUUGCCUAAGCCGGAGAUAAAGAUUGAAGGAUGCGAAGAGAUGGAUCAGGUGGCUGGACUUAGUUCUGCAGCCUUUGACAGAGAGAAACAGCGAAGCACAAGUAUUGAAGCUAUGAUUGAUUCGCCCGUAAUGGUGGUGUUACCUAUGUCACAAAACUUGGAUAAUAAUGAUAUGUUAACACAAUCGGCAUCAUCUGUCCAAGUACCAGAAACUCCACCACCAGAUGAAGAAAAGAUGGCGGCAGAACCGGUUGAUGACACUACGAGUAAAGAUAAAAUGCUGACUGAAAACAUAAUAGCUAAUGAUAAUGAAAUAUGUGAUGCAGAAAAUAUAGUGCGUGACGAAGAAGUCAAAAACAAACCCAACAGUAAUGAAAUAGAGGUGACUAAGGAAGCAGAUGUUGAAGAAGAAGAAGAAGUGGCCAAAAACAUUUCGAAAAACGAAACACCACCCACGGUGGAGGAGCAUGCGCAGUUCCAAUCAGAUCAACAGGUGCAAACAGCCAAGGUAAUGGAUGAGGAGGAUUUGAGCAAACCAUGUGAGGAAACGCUUGAAGAAGAGAAAGAGGUUAAGGCGGUGGAUGAAAAAAAGACAACAAAACCUAAAAGAAAGCGACGUUCGGUUUAUUCGAAACGUUCGCCAUCAAAGCGCCGUGCUACUACACCGAAAGCUACAAAUGUACAAACAUCUGAUAAAAACGAAGCUGACUCCACCGCCGCUUCGAUUGUUCCUACCGUAGUUGAGAUUGACGGCGCUGCUACUACACCCAACGCUGCUGUUGGCGCAGUUAAUACUACUGUCGAGGGAAAUGAUUCUACACUUGGUAAAGCUCGUACUUCACUCGCAGCUAAGUCUUCGAUUGAUGUAGCUGAAACGGUUUCGACAACCGAGACUGAAACGAAAGUUGUGCCAAUACCAACAGCUGUCGACACUUUAACAAUUGUAUCUGAAUACGAAAUAUCAGGAUAUGAAAUAACUGAGUAUGUGACAGAUGUUUUAACGCCAACUCCUAUAAAUCCAACGUAUACCGUUGUAAGUGAGAACUUUACCAAUAAUUUAAAACAAUAUCCCGAAGCUCCGUCCGAAGAUUUCACUACCACAGUCGAUGCUGAGAUCAAAGAACCAAUUUCUUUAACAGAAGAUCCCACAGAUAAUAUUGCUUCUACAAGCACUGCAGACGUAAAGAAACUAAAAGCCAAGACAGCGACCAGAACUCGGUCUAGUUCAAAGCCGACUGCAAAGAAAACACGGAACAAUAAAAAGGUUGCAUUCGCAAGUGAACCAUCAGAGCCAGCAAACGAGGUUAUGUCGCCCCCUAACCCUGCGUCAACUGUUAACAAAACAUUGUCCACUGAUGAUAUCGAAACGAAACAAAAUACAUCGACGGACAGCGUUAAAACUCUCAUAGAACCCAUGUGCCGAACUACAUGCUAUUCGGAAACCCAUAAACUACGUUAUGCUUGCAACCAAUGUCCAAAAUCCUUUAGUAAAUCACCACGUUUGGCUGAACACAAACGCUUGCACACGGGCGAGAAACCGUUCAGUUGCGAUGAAUGUGGCAAAACGUUCCGUAUUAAGAGGCGUCUAAGUGAACACAAAAUGCGUCAUCUCACAGUCAAAGCAUAUAAAUGUGAAACCUGUGGCUUGCCAGUGGCCACCAAGCAAGACCUGCGUCUGCACCAGCGUCAUCACACUAACGAUCGACGUUACACGUGCACCGAAUGCUCGAAGGGUUUUGUGCGCAGCUCCGAUUUGAAGAUACACAAACGUGUGCACACGGGUGAGAAACCAUUCGAAUGUGAAAUUUGCAAGAAAACCUUUCGGGCAAACCAGAAUCUCCUUGUACACCGUCGUUCACACAUGGGCGAGAAGAAUUACAAAUGUGAUUAUUGCGAUAAACGCUUCAUGCGCAAUAUAGACCGCAAAGUGCACCAUCGCACACACACAGGUGAAAAACCAUUUAAAUGCGAAAUCUGUGGACGUUGCUAUUCAUCACGCGCACAUGUACGCACACAUCUACAGCGUGAACAUGUACAAUUUGCCGGUGUACCUAAAACCGAACGCAAGAAGGAGCGUAAGGCAAAACAAACUGCUGCCGCCGGCGUUGAAGCUCUUAAGCAGCAACAAUUAAUGGAUGAAAUACAAGAACAAAUAUUACAAUGUUUAAAAACGGAUGAGUUGGAGAAUGAAGAGGAUGAAUUAGUGACGGCAACUAAUGCUGCAACAACAACAACAACGAGCAAAAUAAAAUCAGCUGAAGUGAAAAAGCAAAAGUGUGGCAAAUCGACACCACGAAUGUCGCCAGUGUUAAAGGCAGUUGAUGAUUUAGCCGCCCAAAAAGCACAACACUCACAAUCGUUGGCUAUGCAACAGGUGUCUGUAACUGUGUCCAUGCAAGUGCAAAAGGAUAUUGGUGAUAUGGGGGUUGAACCAACGCCAGAAAAAGAAAAUGCCACCGCAUUGUUGGCAGGUGUCUCAGCACCGUUAAGCAAAAAUGCAAAGAAUGAGCGUAAAAUAACGAGUUAUUUCACUGUGUUGGGACAAAAAACGGAAAUUUAAAGACUUGCACAUUUCAAAUGGAAAAAAAUAUAUAUAUAUAUACACAUAUAUAUAUAUAUAUACUCGUAUAUAUAUAGAUAUCUAUAUAUAGAUAUAUCGCAGAAUAUUAUUUUACACUUUUAUAAUGGUUAACUAGAAAUAAGAAAAACCCCUAGAUAUAUAUAUAUAUGUAGCAUUAUCUAAGGCAGCGUUAGCUAUACCAACUAUAUAGAAUUCUCAAAUAUAUAUUUAUACGUAACAGAACUUAGGUACGAUUAUCAUAUUAUAUAAAAGGCAUUAUCUUAUUUUUUAACGAGUAUACAAGUACAGUAAUGUCGUAAACACAAAAUGAAAUCAACUAAAAGACCUCGCCUAAACUGUUAACAAAUAACUUUUUAAUGAACCUUCAAGAAUGUAGAAACUAUUGUUGAGCCUAAACAAGUAUGAACUUUUCUUGUAAAACGUGAUAUGCUUAUUGAAAAAAAAAAAAAAAAAAAA